Molecule: messenger RNA, 588 nt
Organism: Aegilops tauschii subsp. strangulata
Lineage: Eukaryota; Viridiplantae; Streptophyta; Magnoliopsida; Poales; Poaceae
Source: RefSeq, a predicted model, not a curated record
AUGGGAAGCCUCCACUACUUCCUCGGCAUCGCGGGCACCCGCGACUCCUCCGGCAUGCAUCUUUCGCAAGCCAAGUACGCCGCGGAGAUUCUGGACAUGGCCGGCAUGACUUCUUGCAAGUCGGCCUCGACACCCGUUGACACAUCGCCGAAGCUCGCUGCUACUGCCGGUCCUUCAGUGGCCGAUCCCACUGCGUACCGGAGUUGCCGGAGCUCUCCAGUUUGCCUUCAUAUGCACGACCCGCGUGAGCAGCACCUCGCGGCUAUCAAGCGCAUCUUGCGCUACGUCAAGGGCACACUUUCUCACGGUCUUCAGCUCUACUCGACUUCACCGGACUCCAUGAUUGCCUACCCCGACGCCGACUGGGCCGGCUGCCCUGACACUCGGCGCUCAACGUCGGGCUUCUGUGUUUACCUCGGAGAUAACCUCGUCUCUUGGUCCUCCAAGCGGCAACCCACGGUCUCGCGCUCGAGCGCUGAAGCCGAGUACCACGCCGUGGCCAACGCCGUGGCUGAGUUUGUAGGUCUAGCAUAUGCUGAGAACCCCGCGUGCUCAACCCCAUCUGCAUUUGCUUUCCUCUCCCCUUGA